CUUUGGAAACAUAGCUCAACGUGGCCAUGGAAAGCAACGAACCCUACAGCUUGUAAAGCCAUGGCCAUUCACGCCUACAAAUACGCAGCAAACCCAUGGUUUUUCUACCUCCAGCAGAAGACUAGAGCACUUGCAACGCAAGCCUGACUUCACAGCUGCCUGCCUAGUUUCUCGCCCAUGGCGAGGUCAAGUAGUUACGGCCUUGGGCUUGCUUGCUUCGCCGUCGCUGUUGCCGUCGCCGGCGCAACCCAGUUCACCGUCGGCGGCGCCAAUGGCUGGAGCGUCCCCGGCGCCGCCGCGGAGCCCCUCAACACCUGGGCGGAGAGGACCAGGUUUCAGGUCGGAGACUCGCUAGUGUUCGUGUACCCCAAGGACCGGGACUCGGUGCUGCUGGUGGAUCCGGCGGACUACAACGCCUGCAACACGUCGUCGUACGUGAGGAAGUUCGCCGACGGCGACACCGUGUUCACGCUGGAUCACUCCGGCGCCUUCUUCUUCAUCAGCGGCGUAGAGGCCAACUGCCGCGCCAACGAGAAGCUCAUCGUCAUGGUCCUCGCAGCCGGCCGCAACGAUACCGGCGGCGGCGCCGCGCCACCUCCGCCGACCGCUGCAGUGCCUCCGCCGGCGUCGACGUCUCCGCCUCCGCCGACCGCUGCUGCGCCUCCGCCGGCGUCGACGUCUCCGCCUCCCGCCAGCUCCGCCACCCCGCCGCCGCCGUCGUCGGCCGCCGCGUCGCCGCCGCCGCCCGCCCCCCGCGCGUCAGCUCCGGUGUCGUCGUCGACGCCGCCGCCGUCCGCCCGGGCCGGCGCCCCGGAGGCACCGCCGGCGCCCUCGGCGAGCUCUCCGGCUCCGAGCGCGCGUGGAACGACGCCGGCGAACUCGACGGGCACGCCAUCGCCGCCGCGUCCCGCCGGCUCCAAGGACAGGAACGGCGCCGCCCUCGCGGUAGCCUCGGGCCUCGCCAGCUCGCUCGGGGCCUGCGCCCUUGGCUACGCCAUGCUCGCUCUCUGAAGAAUCAAGAAAGUGAAGUGAAGCUGAUAGAACCACUGACCUACUGGCCCAACCAACGAGCUGAAAAACUAAAUCGAGUAAAUGUACAUGUAAAGACGACGCGCGAUUUGUACAUGCUCUUGCAAAUCUUUGUACUACCAUUCGUUUUCCACCGGAUGAAUAAGAAAAAUGAAACGAUUCAGGAACAA
Messenger RNA from Panicum virgatum (switchgrass), 1199 nucleotides. RefSeq names its product early nodulin-like protein 3. Bases 178 to 1011 code for a protein of 277 amino acids. Gene Ontology annotation, molecular function: electron transfer activity. NCBI's taxonomy places the organism in Eukaryota, Viridiplantae, Streptophyta, Magnoliopsida, Poales, Poaceae. Gene Ontology annotation, cellular component: plasma membrane. The record is from RefSeq and is a predicted model, not a curated record. The transcript is spliced from 2 exons.